AUGAGUAUUGCUUAUCGCCGUGGUCAGCCAUUUGAAAUUACAGUUAAUUUAAACGCCAAUCACUUGGGAUACUUUGAAUUUUCUCUGUGUCCUCUUAACUCGACCAAAGACAUCGAGACCGAGGAGUGCUUUGAUGCACAUCCCAUUUACCUCACUGAUGGUAAUAGACGUUACGAAGUAAAGGAAAAUGUUCGAGAUAACAUUAAGAUUCGAGCUGUCCUGCCUAAAAACUUCAAAUGUCCGCACUGCGUCUUGAGGUGGCACUACUACUGUGGAAAUAAUUGGGGCUUCUGUGACGACGGUUCUAAUCAACUCAGCUGCGGUAACCAGGAGGUAUUCCGUGGCUGUGCUGACAUAACUAUACGCUAAAUUAUUUGAGAUAUUUCAAAGCACUAUUUUUAAUUUUUGUUAAAAAUGAUUUGGUUGUUCUAAAGCAUAGUGUUCACUCCUUUAUUUCUGUAUACUUUUUUUUUAUUUAGUUUUAUAACUAUAG
Molecule: messenger RNA, 493 nt
Organism: Copidosoma floridanum
Lineage: Eukaryota; Metazoa; Arthropoda; Insecta; Hymenoptera; Encyrtidae
Source: RefSeq, a predicted model, not a curated record